Messenger RNA from Phodopus roborovskii (desert hamster), 2404 nucleotides. RefSeq names its product dynein cytoplasmic 1 light intermediate chain 1 (gene Dync1li1). Lineage: Eukaryota; Metazoa; Chordata; Mammalia; Rodentia; Cricetidae. The record is from RefSeq and is a predicted model, not a curated record. Gene Ontology annotation, biological process: microtubule cytoskeleton organization; microtubule-based movement. Gene Ontology annotation, cellular component: centrosome; cytoplasmic dynein complex. Gene Ontology annotation, molecular function: dynein heavy chain binding. The coding region runs from base 99 to 1670 and encodes 523 amino acids. The transcript has 13 exons.
AACGCCCAUAUCCGGGUUCCCGCCGCCGCCGCCGCCGCCGCCGCCGCCUCGGCCUCGCUCCCGCUGCCCUGUCAGGAGUGGUGUGAUUCCCGACCAAGAUGGCGGCCGUGGGGCGAGUCGGCUCGUUCGGUUCUUCUCCACCCGGGCUAGCCUCCGCUUACGCCGGCGGGCCCCUGGCCCACGAGCUGGCGUCGGGCAGCGGCGGCCCCGCGCCGGGCGACGACGAGGACGGGCAGAACCUCUGGUCCUGCAUCCUCAGCGAGGUCUCCACGCGCUCGCGCUCCAAGCUCCCGACCGGGAAGAACGUGCUGCUGCUGGGUGAAGAUGGAGCUGGAAAAACAAGCUUAAUAAGAAAAAUUCAGGGAAUAGAGGAGUACAAGAAGGGAAGAGGCCUGGAGUAUUUGUACUUAAAUGUGCACGAUGAAGACAGGGAUGAUCAAACAAGAUGUAAUGUGUGGAUCUUGGAUGGGGACCUGUAUCACAAAGGGCUACUCAAGUUCUCUCUGGAGGCCCUUUCUCUGAAGGACACUCUGGUUAUUCUGGUCGUUGAUAUGUCAAAGCCUUGGACUGCUUUGGACUCCUUACAGAAAUGGGCAAGCGUGGUGAGAGAACACAUUGACAAGCUGAAAAUACCCCCUGAAGAGAUGAAGGAAAUGGAGCAGAAGUUGAUUAGAGACUUCCAAGAGUACGUGGAACCUGGAGAAGACUUCCCAGCUUCCCCACAGCGAAGAGCCACAGCCGCCCAGGAGGACCGAGAUGACAGCAUUGUCCUACCUCUGGGUGCAGACACACUCACACACAACCUGGGCCUCCCAGUGCUCGUAGUCUGCACAAAGUGUGAUGCCAUUAGCAUAUUGGAGAAAGAGCAUGACUACAGAGAUGAACACUUCGAUUUUAUCCAGUCACACAUCCGCAAGUUCUGUUUACAGUACGGUGCAGCGCUUAUUUACACGUCAGUGAAAGAGAACAAGAACAUAGACUUAGUUUAUAAAUACAUCGUCCAGAAGCUGUACGGGUUCCCCUACAAGAUCCCCGUGGUGGUGGUGGAAAAGGAUGCGGUGUUUAUUCCAGCAGGGUGGGAUAAUGAUAAGAAAAUAGGAAUAUUACAUGAAAAUUUUCAAACUUUGAAAAUAGAAGAUAAUUUUGAAGACAUCAUAACCAAACCUCCUGUCCGAAAGUUUGUGCACGAGAAGGAGAUCAUGGCAGAAGAUGACCAAGUGUUUCUCAUGAAGUUACAGUCCCUUUUAGCAAAGCAACCACCAACUGCAGCUGGAAGACCUGUGGAUGCAUCUCCAAGAGUCCCUGGAGGCUCCCCUCGAACACCAAACAGAUCUGUGUCAUCCAAUGUUGCCAGUGUGUCUCCCAUCCCUGCAGGGUCAAAAAAAAUUGAUCCAAACAUGAAAGCUGGAGCAACGAGCGAAGGUGUCCUGGCAAACUUCUUCAACAGCCUGUUGAGUAAGAAGACUGGGUCCCCUGGAGGCCCCGGAGUCGGGGGCAGUCCUGGAGGAGGGGCUGCAGGGGGAAGCAGCGGCUUGCCACCCUCCGCCAAAAAGUCAGGCCAGAAGCCUGUGCUCUCAGAUGUUCAUGCAGAGCUAGACAGAAUCACACGGAAGCCUGCUUCCGUUUCUCCUACAACACCCACAUCUCCCACGGAAGGAGAAGCCUCCUGAAGACACCAAACAAAGCCAUUUGUUCAUUCUCCUGGGUAACGUCAGCUUGCCUCUGCCUUUUCCUUCCAAGUGGAAGUUAGGGGCCUGGAAGCUUUUACAGACAGACUUUUUUUUUUUUUUUUUUUUUUUGGUGACUGCCCAUUUUUAAAAGAGGAGCUACACAGAAGAAAGACAAAAGACAAUUUUACAUUAUGUAGAAUAACUGUUUGCACUGCUGUUCUGCAUAAGGAAGUAAUUUUGGACUUUGAAAAAAAAAUAUCAGACUGUGUAAGACUGCAAUAGAGCCAGGUGACCCUGUUCUCCAGGCUGUAUAAGCUGCAUAGGAGUAUUUAGGGACGUGCAGAAAAAUAUGUGAUUUGGGCAGUUGAUUAACUCAGAAGUCUAAAUUGUUUUAGGUAAGACUAUUGCAAUCAUUGUUAAAGAUGCCUACUUUUUUUCGGAAGAACGCUGAUCAGUUGUCAGAUCUCACACCAGGAGCAGUUAGUCCACCUGAGGCCCACUCCAUGAUGGUGUAAGUUACGACUAAAAGGCUUAGAGCCGUUGGCCAAGAUGCUCCUGUGGUCAAGAAAGCAAACACAUCACCUGAGUGUGAGAGGUGCAGAGGUUAUGAACAUGUAAAGAGAGAACCGGCUUUGCAGGUGUCCAUACAUAUAUAUAUGGCUCUGCCUUAAUAUACUCCUUUUUUGUUCGUGACUUUCAACUGUAAUCAGUUAAUAAAGUAUUUAUUCUCUGCA